UCGAGGAAGAGAAGAGUCGCUAAGCGCGUACGAUUUCAUCUAUGAACUUUCGCCCUGUUCCAUUAGGAGCUUUUUUGCGUUGCUUUAAGGACCAAGGAGCUAUCCGCAGACAUCCCUGGAGAAUACGUUCACGCAUUGCGUUGUAGGCACACGUGUCAUACGUUUGCUAGUGUAAUUGCAUUGCAGCUAGAAUUGCAAGUGAUUGUGUUGAAGAGGUGCAUUGCAAAUCUUGAGGAACCAACAGCAAUCUCCCAUUGAGAAUAUUCACUUCUGUCCUCCGCAGAUCUGAGUAACGGACGCAGGCGAAGACAUCCACACGCCUCACAUCACGAGAUGUGACAUAGAGUUCCCCAUGCUUCCCGGAGUGCCGUAGGAGGCAUGAUCGUGACGCCCACGUACAGUCGUGAGAUGGGCGAGGGCGGUCGCCUGCUGCCCGCCGCUCGUGUCCCCACUUUAGGUUUGCCAGACCCCAACCCGGCACCUACUUACAAGUCUGACGUGGGCGUUUUCAAAACGGCAGCGAUGGGCGUGAGCGGCGCUUACGACCAUAACAAGAAUACUUUGAGUGAUAAAGAGGGUGGGUCGGGAGGUUCGCUUGGAGGUCACCCACUGAGUCACCAACUGCCAGCAUUCACCGCCCCCUGGUUGGCUGAAGUUGCUCACAUUACCCCAGCCCGCCCAUCUGACCACCUGGCCUACCCACAGCCCCCGCCCAUUCCUGAUUAUUACCCUCAUUACCCCACACUCCCACACAGACCAACUGGGUACUAUCACCACCACUUCCUCCCUCCAGGGGCACCCCCCCAUUUCAUGAGGGAUUACCCGAGACAUGCCCCUAGACCAUACCCACCUCUCGACCCAAGGCCAACUUUAGAAAGACCAACACCUGUCUCAGGAGCUGCCUCUCUCGGUAGGCCCUUGGGGCCGCCACCCCUUCGGGGCAUCCACCCUGACCCAAGAGACUUGAGAGACGUUCCUCCCAGUAAAAUGCGACCCAGACCUCCUGACCUGACGCUCCCAAGUAGUCCAGGGGCGUCGUCUGGCGAACCCUCUCCCCGGGGGCCUCAUGGCGAGCCAAGCCCUAAACGAAGAUCAGGGUCAGGAUCGUUCCCAAUGCCAGCACCCCGCUCCCCACGCGCUGGACAUAGGGCGCCUCCUGGGUCGUCUUUGUCGGUGCCGGGAGUGGGCGGGGUGACGACCUCUUCGCCGGGGAUCCUGGCCACUGCCCCCACCACCACUCAGUCUCGUCCUCUUGCAUCAGGCCCAAUUCUGUCAGCCCCUGUCCCAAACCCUGAUACCACACAGCCCAGCACUUCAGCUUCACCAACUGCCCCGUCGGCAGGGCACGAGGAGAAUCGUCCUUCAUCUCCUUACCACGCCCACUUUGCUCGCGGUGCCCUCGUCACGGUCGGCACCAGUGUCAGAAGGGUGGAGGACCUUGAAACACGUGAUUUUCUAGAGGCGGCAAGAGAAGCCGAAGACCUCAAGCUAGACCCUUCAACGGUGGCCGCCAUAAUUAGCACCCCGAGCAAUCCUACUUCGUCUACUAUAACAUUCAUCUUCCCGUCAAGAAACACCCAGGUUUCUGUGGAAGCGUCGCUGGAUCACCCCUUCUUCGUGUUCCAUUGCGGGUGGUCAUCUUGCAGCCCAGAGCUCACAGAGAAGAAGUACGACUUGAAAGUGCGCAAACUCCAAGUGGGAGACGUGUGCGUGUCCCUCACCAAAAAAGUGCCAGAACCUCAGCCACCUCAACCUAGCAACCUCCCAACGCUUCCUCCACCUCCACCUGCCACGACUGCUUCUCCUACUUCUCCAGCGGCGGUAACUGGGCCCUCGUCUGCUGCCGUGGCCUCAGGGUCAGGAGGGUCUUCAGGUGUACCCGAUUCAGUGCCAUCGACGACAACUGCCGAUUCAGUCAGUCAACCUUCUACCUCCUCCUCCUCCUCUUCCUCCUCCAACUCUUCCGCCUCCCCCACACACAAGCACCAGCAGCCGCAACAACUCUCUCCAACCGGAAGUAAAGUGGGGUCUCCAGCGACCACCACCAAAGGCAGCGGCAGCCAGCCUCUACCGCCGCUGCCUGGUGAGGCUUCUAUAUCAUCUUCCUCUUCUUCCACCCCUGCCGCCAGCGGGAUCUGGAACAAGCCAGCGGCCAUCAGAGGCUCCGAACGGCAGCAUUCUAGCGAUGAAGCCCAGAGGGACGAGAAAGACUCAGGGCGCAAGCGUCGGUGGUCUGAUCCUGGUCAAGUCACUUGACGAUACCCUGGGGACCAUGAACGGACAGUAAAUUUAACGUUAUUUUGAAAACCAAAGUCCUAUUGAAUUGGUUCGAAUUACGUCUGUCACAUUUGAAAAAUUUGAAAAUGAAUUCACAUUUCUGCUUACUCGUUUUACAAUAAGGCAAUUUGAAAACAUUUGAUUUUUCCAAUGGGAAUUCUUAAGUUAUCAUAGUUCAACCUAUAAGCAGUAGGACAUGGUUAAUAGGUAACACGUAAAUAUUUAGAGAAUUAGUUUAUAUUGAUUUUUAAUAUACAAAUAUUUUCAUCAUCAGAGUGUUCAGUGUUCUUAAAACUUUUGUUCUCUCACUUUCUUGAAUGUUGUUCUUGUUUCCACGUCUUUCAAAACUAUUGUGAUAAAAAUAAAGAUACAUCAAAUGCCGAGAAACCAUUGGGGGGUCUCUCUCUCUCUCUCUCUCUCUCUCUCUCUCUCUCUCUCUCUCUCUCUCCUCUCUCUCUCUCGUGGAUCAGUCUCUGAAAAACGUUUUACAAAUUAUAUGAUUUCAAAGGUCUCUUUAGUAUGUUAAUAACCAAUUUUUGAACAUUUUAAAACAAAAUUGAAUGUUUAAAGGCUUUUGAAAUACCCGAAAAAUAAAAACUGAAUAUAUGAAUAUUCUGCCAACUUAUGAGACUUGUAUGAAGAUAUUGGCCGUUGUUAUAAUUUAAGCACCUACUUGUUGUCUUCCUGGCUCUUUGAAUGUUUAAAUAAUUUUUUUUAUCACUUGAAUUGCUUUAGACAGUAUACAUGAUGAUACUCGUAUCGUGUUCAUAGGUUCAUAAAUUAUGUCAGAUUCGAUAUGUGAAAUUAUACCUUUUAGCUGGUAAUUUCUCCUUACUAAACUCUCUCUCUCUCUCUCUCUCUCUCUCUCUCUCUCUCUCUCUCUGAUAGUUAAACGAGAAAUAAUGCAGAGACUUGUUUCCCGUUGAACCCCAGCGGCGUUAUCGCAGCAUUUUGAGCGAUGGUCUUUCCAUAUGCUAGUGAUAAAGUAGUGCGGUAGAUUUGGUGUUUUUUCUAAACGUUUUGUGAUAGAGAAUAAGGCUCUUGAGUACUUUAUGAUCUAAAUGGGCUCCCAUCAUUUUUGGCUGCGUUGGAAUACCUGAAUUCUCACAACCCCCUCCCCCAGUCCAUCCCACCCUUCCUCCCUCCCGUAUCCCACACACAUACACACGCACAUAGCUCACGUACAUACCUGACCUCGGAGCUUCCACCGAAACAUCAGAAAAUCAUUCAGUUUUCACAAGAUUCCUUGGGCUUGGUAGAUAGAAUCUCGGACAUUGGUGGACCCUGUGUUUCCCUCGUUUCUCUUGUGUAAACGAUGAUUCGUACAUGAGGGAACCGUUCAGGUGGGAAACCAUUGUAAACGGACUGCCGCUCUCAAACGACAGGGCGCUUGGCUGUUCUGGUUGAAUGCUUUGCAUUGUCUAGAUACAAAGGUGCUCGUUGAACUAAGAGAAGCAAGGUAUAAUGUGUGUAUUUUGUUAGCUGUAAUUGGACUUUCCAUUAUGAAUUUCUCUGCCACUGAAAAAAUAAAAAAAACUCCCAGAAUUGGCACUUGUCAUGAAUGCCUUGCUAUAUCGACAACAGGGCAACCAUGUCAAUGCUUGUCAGACUCGAGAUCCAUGAUAAUUCCUGUAAAUAUCAGACAAAGGAAAUGGCAUAGUUAUGCUCAUUUUUAUUCAAAGUUGAUAUUUAAAUUUACCAUUGAUAACAGUGAAGGGUUAGAGUUCUGUGUAAGUUUCAUUUCAUAGUCGUGUCUCGUUCAAAAGUGUCUUCGAAUAUGCGCACAGCACAUUUGAAGGAGUUGGCGUAGGUUUUCUAGGUGUAAAAUCAGUCCACGCAAGAGAGGGACACAACCUCACAUUUGCACUGCUUCCUCCAGUGAAUAUUUUCCCUUGAUCUUGUUUUAUCUUGGCCUAGGCCAUGUAUUAUUUUCUAUUGUGAACGGGUGUAUCCAAAGCAAGAUACAGUAUUGUAUUUCUAAUGGCAUCAUGGUAUUUUUAUUAUAUAAUGAAAACACUGUUGGGGGAAAAAGGGUCUGCACGUGAAAUAUUGUUUUUGUCUGAAAUAUUGCUUGGAAUCUUGCGAAGGCAUUGUGGUUUUACCUAACCACUACGUCAGCUUCCUACCCGAGUCUCACUCGGGGUUUUCAGUUGCAACAGGAAAAUGCUGCAGAUGUCUACGCUCGAAGAAGCGUGUUCCCCCCGAGCCACUUGUCCUUGUCUUCUCUUAGUAAUAGUCGGGGUCUGGAAGAUUAUACCUGGCGGAGGGGAAAUGCCAUUCGUGCAAUGUUCUGUACUCAGUACUUUAUCGAAUUAUCGUUGUGCAUUGCAUCGGGUGCAAGUAAAGAGAUAAAAGAUGAGGCUUGGGUGUGCACCUCGUUAUGCAUGUGCGUUGUGAGCCGUGAAGGUUACAGAAGAUACAUGCAAAACCGACAGUCGAAGAAUUAUUCACAACAUACCAAAUGUAGCAAGAAUAUCAAAGAAAGGGAUUGUUUUAUUUCUGCCCUGAGCUGUACUGCUGUGUUUUGCUGGUUGGAAAUGCGUUCGAUCUUUUCAUUGUAUUAAGUCGUCCAAAAUAGCCUCUGGUGUAUGCACGUUGACCAGCUCUCGUAUUAUUGUUUAUCUUUCCGGAUG
Molecule: messenger RNA, 4910 nt
Organism: Macrobrachium nipponense
Lineage: Eukaryota; Metazoa; Arthropoda; Malacostraca; Decapoda; Palaemonidae
Exons: 5
Coding region: 379-2256 (625 amino acids)
Biological process (GO): regulation of DNA-templated transcription
Molecular function (GO): RNA binding; protein binding
Source: RefSeq, a predicted model, not a curated record